Messenger RNA from Saccharomyces eubayanus, 1986 nucleotides. It is a transcript of the gene RIM20, whose product is annotated as Rim20p. Gene Ontology annotation, cellular component: endosome. Gene Ontology annotation, molecular function: protein binding. The record is from RefSeq and is a predicted model, not a curated record. Lineage: Eukaryota; Fungi; Ascomycota; Saccharomycetes; Saccharomycetales; Saccharomycetaceae. The coding region runs from base 1 to 1986 and encodes 661 amino acids. The transcript has a single exon.
AUGAGUGAGCUUCUUGGUAUUCCGCUCAAACGUACUUUAGAAGUUGAUUUUGUCACAGAGCUGUCAAAACUAAUCGAUGCUACAUCCUUUCAAACUGCAUCCUUUUUCCAAUCGGAUAUAUCUAAAGUCGCUGCCGCAAGGAACAAUGCCAUAACUCCUGAUAUCUCAGAUAGUGGACUCGAUGCUUUGAAAAAGUACUACGCGAUUCUGCUUCAAUUGGAGAAGAAGUUCCCAAACAAUCAGAUUGAAUUUAAAUGGUUCCAAACAUUAUCACAGAAAUCACAUGGUUGUGGCCAGUAUUCAUUGCAAUGGGAAAAAUUAACCAUCAUUUAUAACAUUGGGUGCAUGUAUUCAUUGUUGGCGUUGGAUAGCAACAGCGAUUCGGCAGAAUCCUUAAAAAAAUCAUGCCUUUACUUCCAGAAUGGCGCCGGGUGCUUUAAGUAUGUACUGGACCAUCAAGCAACUCUCAAGACAGAGACAGUAGUUGAUGAUUCGACAGCUAAAGCAUUGACCUCAUUAAUGCUGGCACAAGCGCAGGAGUGUUUUUGGUUCAAAGCUGUACAAGAUAAACAUAAAGACUCCUUGAUCGCAAAGUUAUCACAACAAAUCGUGGACUUUUAUGCUGAAUCCAUAAGGGACUCCCAGAAAGGUAAACUCAUCAGAAAUGAUUGGACCAAUCACUUGAAGGCUAAGAAGGCCUAUUUUGAUGCAGUGACUUAUUACAGAAUGGCAUUGUCUUUUAACGAAAAGAAGCAGUUCGGUAGCAUGGUGAAAGCUUUGCAGACCGCACUAAAAUUUGUUAAUGAAUCAACGUUAUCUUCAAACGCGAAGUUCAAAACUGUGAUUGAAUCUGCUCUGAAAGAAGCUCAAAGGGACAAUGAUUUCAUUUACUUGCAACAAGUUCCCACUGAGUUACCAACGAUUCAACCGGCUUCUAUGGUUAAACCAACUCCCACCGUAGGCUUAUUACCAUCCAUCGGCGAUAGCGAGCUGUUGUUCAAAGACCUAAUUCCGAUAGAGGUUAUGGAUUAUUGUACGGCUUAUAAUGAAAGGCAAGAUAAGUACAUUGAACAACGUGUUACAAAUCCUCUCACUUCGUUAAAUAAAUUACUCAAGGAGUCCAUGACUACCUUCCAAAUACCACAGGAAAUUAAAACAAUUAGCGAAACCGAACUAAAACAAUACCAAGCGUCGCUCAAUAAUCUUCAAGUGAAUAAUAAAAAUAUACAAAGUGAAUUAGAUAACAUAACUAAUAUUUUGAAUGAAGAAGCCUUGAGUGAUAACCAACUCCGACUAAAGCACGGGACUUUACAUUGGACUUUACCCGAAUCAUCAACUAUCAACGCAAUAUAUUACGAUAAAUUGAAUAAACUCAAAGAAUACAUCAAUCAAGGUAGUGCGAUUGACAAACAAACGAAUGUGCUGUUUCAGACCAUUGACAAAGCUUUGAUAACAUCGGAGAUCAAAUUACCGGUAUCCAACGACCCCUUAACAAAUAAAAUCAAAAAUGUCAUACAGGAGAGAAGCGAGCAUAUUGAAAAGACGAAGCGUAGGUCUUCUGAAUAUAGAAUACUUCCAAAAAUUAUUUCAUCGUAUAAAAAAAGUGGCACAACAGACUUUGAACCCAUUUUCAUAGAACAUUUGAAGUAUUUUGAUGAAGAUCUGAGAUACGUUGAUAGUACGAAGCAAGAAAAUAUGAAGUUGAUCCAUGAGAUACAGUUUAAGGAGGAGAAUACAACAAAUAAAAACGGUGUAGAAACCAAAAAAAUGGAAAGAACAGAUCCCAGAGAGUUAUAUAUUGAAGAUCUGAAAUAUUCUCUACGGUUGCUCGAAGAGGUAAAAGAUAAUCUAAAUGCCGGGACCACCUUUUAUGAAAAUUUAAUCAACUCUACAAACACAUUUUGCAAUGAAGUACGAGAGUUUGAUGAGACAAGAAGAAUUGAGAAAACAAAGCUUGAUGAAAGCCUCAUACUUGAAGGGCAAUAA